Molecule: messenger RNA, 2330 nt
Organism: Hyalella azteca
Lineage: Eukaryota; Metazoa; Arthropoda; Malacostraca; Amphipoda; Hyalellidae
Exons: 7
Source: RefSeq, a predicted model, not a curated record
UUCGUGGCGCUGCUGAGGAGCUUUCACGCGGCGCACAACCUCAUCCUGCAGGAGGGCGGUCAGCUCACCACCCUCACCGCUGCCAUCGUCGCCCCCGUCAGCAAGAGCGGGCGGUACGUGGUGUGCGUGUGCAACGUGGGCGACUCCCUGGCGUACGUUUACUCCCAGCAGCACGGAGUCAGGGAGAUCACGCAAGCGUCGCACGACAUCCACAGCAUGCGGGACAUGCGGGACGCCCUGGGGGCCCUGGGGCCAGUGGACGGACUCAACCCUGAACUCAACAACCUGACGUGCUCCAUGACCUUUGUGGAGGAGGGUGACCUGGUCUUCCUCACAUCCGACGGCAUUUCGGAUAAUUUUGACCCGGUCGUCGGCAAGUUUGUCCUGCCAAAGAAAGAGGAAAGCGGGGAAAAGAGAGAGAAGACAGAGAGCGAGUGCAUGCAAGAGGAGAAGAAAAAACGCCAAAAGCAGAAAAUGAACUUGCAAGCACAAGAGCAACAGCAAAAAACUAAUUUUUCGUUAACUAGCAAAAGCAAGAGCAAGCAGUCGAGAAGACAGAUGCAGUUACUGCAGAAAUAUGAGCAGAUCUGCCAGCAAAAUCCUAGAAAACAAUCACGGGGACAGAGGAUAAGACAUCAGCAGCUACUCUCCGUUACCAAUGGAUUUAAGCAGGUUGUGAGUCGCAGCAAGUCUCAGCCGUCGGUGCUGGGGGCGAGCGCUGGGCCGCCCUGUGGCUCCGCCGCACCAAAGCAAGCCUCGACCCUGGGUUCGGCUGGUCUCAGUGGCAACCUCAGCCUUACCGAAAAUAAGAAUUCUUCCUCUGGAGACACAAAUAAAAACUUAGCAGGCAACAGAAGCUACUUGCAGGAUUCAGAGGACCUCGUACCUCCUGAAGUUGAGGCUCAUCAGCGUCACGAGCUCACGCUGCUUAGGAUGGAAGAUCUUCUCCGUCGCGGCAUCACAACCAAUAAGCCUGUUGUCAACGCACAGACACUGUGUUUGGAGAUGGUACACUUCGCGACCAAGUUGACGUUAGCAAAGCGACGUGUGUUGGAAGAUCCUGAUCUGUAUCCGCCUCCGAAGAUCACACCCUCCACCGAUGGAGUCUCGGCGGCGGGCACUGAGCAGAAGCCGGGCACCUCGCAACUUUCCAGGGGCGAACAACGCAAUCGUAGACGAAAAGUUUGCGAGAAGCUGGCGCUGGUGCCUGGCAAGCUGGACCACGCGACGGUGGUUGCCUACAACGUCGGGCUGUUCGACACGAGCUCGCCUCCUGACCUUGACGACCAGCGCAUUGUCCUGCCACUCGACGCCAUGACCCACCUGAACCGUGGCCACCACACCCGCACCCGCCCUGCUGCGGUGAGGCAGUCAGGCCGGAGUUCUCCUCUGUCACACCUUGCAGCCUCCGCGCCCCUGGCGAGCCCCGACUCGGCUCGCAGCAUCGCUCCGCAGACGACCGAGGUGCUCGGGAAGACUACAAGCUUCCAUUAUGUAGACCCGCCUCUAGAGUCCCCGCAGCCUAACGCAAGAGUCACUCUAGCAAUAGGAGAAUCUUUAGAAGCUCUUCGUGACCUUGAAUGUGAGGAUGAAACUCAUCGUGAGACUGAGACGACAGGGCUGACUUUGGGCGAUGAAACGGGAGGUUGGAAAUCUAAAGAGGAUUUGGGUUGUGAAAAGUUCAACAACGAUCGAUGUAAAUCUUAUAAAGAAUUGAAGGAAGUGGUUGGGGUCAACACAAUCAAGCCUAGGCAAGAACUUGAUGUCAGAAACACGAGCAAGAAUAAAACAAGUCGGCUUUCAACAAAUCUUGAUGAUGUAGAUUUCCAUUCCUUGUCUAUGCAGACACGUGAGAUAAAUUCCAAUAAAGCACCUGGUAGAGAUUCUAGUUCCCAAAUAUGUCCAGCUUUAUCUUCCGAGCUUCAGUGCACUCCCAGUCAAGAAGACUGCGAAGAAGUGUUUGUCUUGGAAUUAGAUGAUGAGGAAAAGUGCACACCAGGAGUUGUGCCCAUGAAGUGUUCGCCUUUCAUUGGAACGGAUUUAUCCAAUAAAGAAAAUUUAAGCCCCAGUGGGGCAUCUUUCGAGCUUCCCGUGAAGCCCGUCAUUGAGACGCUGCUAUGAUCCUCAUCUUGCAUCUGCUACAAACGUCGACCCAGAUGAGAGCAAUGCUGCUAUUCUAUGUAGCUUGCAACGCAGAUGACGCUAUAUCUACGGGGCCCAGUGGUUACAGUCCAGAGUAAUUGGAUUGGAGUAAUGAGCUAUGGGUUCGAUGCCAACUACCUGCGACAGUUCUGGUCAAAUCGGCGAGGUGAUCGGGCGGUUAAGCAACG